Molecule: messenger RNA, 1249 nt
Organism: Sitophilus oryzae (rice weevil)
Lineage: Eukaryota; Metazoa; Arthropoda; Insecta; Coleoptera; Curculionidae
Product: nose resistant to fluoxetine protein 6-like
Exons: 8
Coding region: 329-1249 (306 amino acids)
Molecular function (GO): acyltransferase activity, transferring groups other than amino-acyl groups
Source: RefSeq, a predicted model, not a curated record
UACAAUGAGAGAGUGCCUGCCAAUGACCAACUAAAGGGAUAUUUCAGAUGAACAAUACAGCCUUAUGCCAGAGUUGUUUUAUUUGGACAACUUUGACCAUUGUAUGUUAAGAAAACAAGAAGCACUGUACUGCACUUUUACGUUUGAAUUAGAGCCUCUAUCAGAUAAUAAUACUGUUUGGAAUAUAAUACAGAAUGUCAGCUCCAGUCCUCAAAACUACAACCACAGAAAUUUGCGUCAUGGAAUAUGUGUACCAACAAGUUGCCAGUAUGACUACAAAACAGCUCGUACCACAGCAGAAGCUAUCUAGAACUGUUACAGGCGGAAAAUGCUUCCUUCGGGAUUUUCUGGGAAAGUAACUCAUCUAAACUGUCAAGGAUCGAAGUCUAAAUACCCAACUGAUGUAUAUGACUGGCUUGCAGCUGCUCUUUUGACACUCUAUGUACUGUUUGUUAUGUUUGCCUCAUUCUAUGAAAGAAUGGUAUUGAGAAAUUCAUCUUUGAAGAAAAUUUCAACUGUGGGGAAAAUAUUGGAAGAUUUCUCUUUCUACAAAAAUUGGAAAAGACUGAUGUCGAUACCCACAAGUCCCGACCACAUAAAGCUACGACCUUUGCAAGGAAUGAGAUUCUAUACAAUGUUUUGUAUAGUUAUGUCCCAUACACUACUGGGCAUAUUUUCUGGACCAAUAUCUAACACACGUUACACAGAAGACAUGACGAAAAAAUUCUUGAACAUGAUGGUGGCCAACGGUUGGUACAUAGUACAAUCGUUUUUUGUUAUAUCCGGAUUUCUGACAGCGUACAACUUUUUCGACAUGAAAUUGAAGAAAAAAACUUUGUCAAACUCGUUCUUCCCGUGGGCCAUAUUUCUUAGAUAUAUCAGAAUUGUUCCUGCGAUGUUCGUAGUGAUGGCCCUUCACAGCACAUGGUUAGUUCAUACAUUUAAUGGGCCGUAUUGGGAUGAGUUUGUGGGUCAAGAAUACAGAAAUUGUCGAAAUAAUUGGUGGGCAAAUAUUUUACUAGUGAACAAUCACGUGAAUUUACCUGAAAUAUGUAUGCAGCAUAGUUGGUACUUAUCGGCUGACAUGCAAAUCUUCAUACUAGCUAUGGUGGUACUGUUCAUAAUACACAAAUAUCCAGAGAAAGUACUGCACAUAUUUGGUGUUGUUUUGGGAAUCGGUCUUAUUGUACCUGGAAUCGUGGCCUAUAUUAGGAAGUACGAUAUUUUAUACAGACAAUACCCUGAGUAA